This is a messenger RNA of Balaenoptera acutorostrata (minke whale), 1730 nucleotides long. RefSeq names its product nyctalopin (gene NYX). Bases 246 to 1679 code for a protein of 477 amino acids. The transcript is spliced from 4 exons. The record is from RefSeq and is a predicted model, not a curated record. Gene Ontology annotation, cellular component: extracellular matrix. Gene Ontology annotation, molecular function: protein binding. Lineage: Eukaryota; Metazoa; Chordata; Mammalia; Artiodactyla; Balaenopteridae.
CAUGGCCGGGUCAGGAGGGCAAGGCUCUGGGAACACCUUUCCCAGGGUGUGACCUUUGACAAGUCAGGCCCUCGCCCUGGCAUCCCUUCCAGCCGGAUAUUCUGCGGCUCCAGAUAUACCUCCAUGAAUAACAAUCUGGAAGGCCAGGUUCCAGUUUGGAAUUCUUGUAUUCCUCAGCGUUCUGAGCAGGUAGGGAUUCCACAGCUGGGUGGUUCUAAGCCACCGGGUGCGUGAAAAGCUGCGGGAUGCUGUUCCUGCUGCUGCAUGCGGUGGUCCUCGGCCUGCCCAGCGCCCGGGCCGCCGAGGGCGCCUGCGCGAGCGCCUGCCCGGCCGCCUGCGUCUGCAGCAGCGUGGAGCGCGGCUGCUCGGUACGCUGCGACCGCGCGGGCCUCUUGCAGGUGCCGGCCGAGUUCCCGUGCGAGGCGGCCUCCAUCGACCUGGACCGCAAUGGCCUGCGCUUCCUGGGCGAGCGGGCCUUUGGCACGCUGCCGUCGCUGCGCCGCCUGUCGCUGCGCCACAACAACCUGUCCUUCAUCACGCCCGGCGCCUUCAAGGGCCUGCCGCGCCUGGCCGAGCUGCGCCUGGCGCACAACGGCGACCUGCGCUACCUGCACGCGCGCACCUUUGCCGCACUCGGCCGCCUGCGGCGCCUUGACCUGGCCGCCUGCCGCCUCUUCAGCGUGCCCGAGCGCCUCCUGGCCGAGCUGCCCGCCCUACGCGAGCUCGCCGCCUUCGACAACCUGUUCCGCCGCGUGCCCGGCGCUCUGCGCGGCCUAGCCAACCUGACGCAUGCGCACCUGGAGCGCAGCCGCAUCGAGGCCGUGGCCUCCAGCUCGCUGCUGGGCCUGCGCCGCCUGCGCUCGCUCAGCCUGCAGGCCAACCGCGUCCGCGCCGUGCACGGCGGCGCCUUCCGCGACUGCAGCGCUCUGGAGCACCUGCUGCUCAACGACAACCUGCUGGCCGCGCUGCCGGCCGAUGCGUUCCUUGGCCUCCGCCGCCUGCGCACGCUCAACCUGGGGGGCAACGCGCUGGGCCGCGUGGCGCACGCCUGGUUCGCCGAGCUGUCUGAGCUCGAGCUGCUGUACUUGGACCGCAACCGCAUCGCCUUCGUGGAAGAGGGCGCCUUCCAGAACCUCUCGGGCCUCCUGGCCCUGCAUCUCAACGGCAACCAUCUCACCGUGCUCGCCUGGGCAGCCUUCCAGCCCGGCUUCUUCCUGGGCCGCCUCUUCCUCUUCCGCAACCCAUGGCGCUGCGACUGUCGCCUGGAGUGGCUGCGGGACUGGAUGGAGAGCUUUGGGCGCGCCACCGACGUGCCGUGCGCCUCCCCGGGCUUCGUGGCCGGCCUGGACCUCCGCCAGGUGGCCUUUGGGCGCUCCUCCGACGGCCUCUGUGUGGACCCCGAGGAGCUGAACCUCACCGCGUCCAGUCCACGCCCGUCCCCAGAGCCAGAGACCACCACAGUGAGCAGGUUCAGCAGCCUCCUCUCCAAGCUGCUGGCCCCGAGGGCCCCGGUGGCGGAGGCGGCCAAUACCACCGAGGGGCCGGUCAACUCCUCGCUGUCCGACAGGCUUCCCUCCCGGGGGGUGGGCAGCUCGGGCCACAAGACACCGUUUCUCCUGGGCUCUGGUCUUCUGCUCGGCGUGGCCCAGCAUGUGGUGCUUGUCCUCCAGAUGGACUGACUGUGCCACACUGGGGUGGCCCAGAUUGCCUUGCCAGGCAAGGGAGUUUAG